GCUCUUCCUGGCGGGAUGAGAUCCUCCCGGGGCUGCGCCACUCCCAGUGGGGCCCUUGCUUCUCAGAACCUAAAGGCAGAUCCAGAAGAGCUUUUUACAAAACUAGAGAAAAUUGGGAAGGGCUCCUUUGGCGAGGUGUUCAAAGGCAUUGACAAUCGGACUCAGAAAGUGGUUGCCAUAAAGAUCAUUGAUCUGGAAGAAGCUGAAGAUGAGAUAGAGGACAUUCAACAAGAAAUCACAGUGCUGAGUCAGUGUGACAGUCCAUAUGUAACCAAAUAUUAUGGAUCCUAUCUGAAGGAUACAAAAUUAUGGAUAAUAAUGGAAUAUCUUGGUGGAGGCUCUGCACUAGAUCUAGUAAGUAUUAUGCUGGAUACAGAAGAUACAGGCAUGGAGGUGGGGCUGGCCUGCACCAGUGAUGUCUCCUCUGAACUCUCCCAAGUGCCUUCUGUGGCCUCCAGUCCACAGCGCCCUUUGGGGAUGACAGCCGGCCGCUCUGCCAUUGCUUUUGGGAGACUUGUCGUAGGCCGACUGUUGAUGACCUCGGGUGCCAUCCAGAAUGGGGUGCCCCACGAAAGUGUUCCUUUUGAUCUGGGUGUCCGUCAGCUGGCCGGCCACCGCAAAGUCCGCCAGCUUCACCUCCCCGUGCUCAGACAGCAGGACACUGCACUGCACGUAAGGAAAGACCUUCCAGCCAUUGGGGACAGGGUUCGGGAUAGACAGACUCAGUUAGACGUGAGCGUCUCCGUCAGCACACUGUGGGGCACGUCGCGCUUCAUUAAGUUAACACGCGCGAGCAGCUUAACCAUUCUUCUGAGGGUGAACAUUGGAAUUGAGUCCUGCUUGGUGUUUGUAAAGAUGCUUUUCUUGUUGCAGGCAGACAUCUGGUCCCUGGGCAUAACAGCCAUUGAACUUGCAAGAGGGGAACCACCUCAUUCCGAGCUGCACCCCAUGAAAGUUUUAUUCCUCAUUCCAAAGAACAACCCACCGACGUUGGAAGGAAACUACAGUAAACCCCUCAAGGAGUUUGUGGAGGCCUGUUUGAAUAAGGAGCCGAGCUUUAGACCCACUGCUAAGGAGUUACUGAAGCACAAGUUUAUACUACGCAAUGCAAAGAAAACUUCCUACCUGACCGAGCUCAUUGACAGGUACAAGAGAUGGAAGGCCGAGCAGAGCCACGACGACUCGAGCUCCGAGGAUUCAGACGCGGAAACAGAUGGCCAGGCCUCAGGGGGCAGCGAUUCUGGGGACUGGAUCUUCACAAUCCGGGAAAAAGAUCCCAAGAAUCUGGAGAAUGGAGCUCUUCAGCCAUCGGACUUGGACAGAAAUAAGAUGAAAGACAUCCCAAAGAGGCCUUUCUCUCAGUGUUUAUCUACAAUUAUUUCUCCUCUCUUUGCAGAGUUGAAGGAGAAGAGCCAGGCAUGCGGCGGGAACUUGGGGUCCAUUGAAGAGCUGCGAGGGGCCAUCUACCUAGCGGAGGAGGCGUGCCCCGGCAUUUCCGACACCAUGGUGGCCCAGCUCGUGCAGCGGCUCCAGAGAUAUUCUCUAAGUGGUGGAGGAACUUCAUCCCACUGAAAUUCCUUUGGCAUUUGGGGUUUUGUUUUUCCUUUCUUCCUUCUUCAUCCUCCUUCUUUUAAAAAGUCAACGAGAGCCUUCGCUGACUCCACUGAAGAGGUGCGCCACCGGGGGCCACCCCAACGCCGGGCGCCCGUCCAGGGACACACACAGUCUUCGCUGUGCCACAGCCAGAUGAAGUCUCUCAGAUGGGUGGGGAGGGUCAGCUCCUUCCAGUGAUCAUUUUAUUUUAUUUUAUUACUUUGGUUUUUAAUUUUAACCAUAGUGCACAUAUUCAAGGAAAGUGUCUUUAAACACAGAAACCCUGAAAUGUAUAUUUGGGAUUAUGAUAAGGCAACUAAAGACAUGAAACCUCAGGAAUCCUGCUUUAAGUUGAUAGCUCCCUCUGGGAGCUGGAGAAUCGCUCUGGUGGAUGGCUGUACAGAUUUGUAUAUAGUGUCAUUUUUACGGAAACCCUUUCGGCGUGCAUAAGGAAUCACUGUGUACAAACUGGCCAAGUGCUUCUGUAGAUAACGUCAGUGGAGUAAAUAUUCGACAGGCCAUAACUUGAGUCUAUUGCCUUGCCUUUAUUACAUGUACAUUUUGAAUUCUGUGACCAGUGAUUUGGGUUUUAUUUUGUAUUUGCAGGGUUUGUCAUUAAUAAUAAUUAAUGCCCCUCUCUUACAGAACACUCCUAUUUGUACCUCAACAAAUGCAAAUUUUCCUCUUGUUUGCCCUACGCCCCUUUUGGUACACUUAGAGGUUGAUUUCCUCUUUCAUCGAUGGUACUAUUUCUUAGUGUUUUAAAUUGGAACAUAUCUUGCCUCAUGAAGCUUUAAAUUAUUAUUUUCAGUUUCUCCCCAUGAAGCGCUCUCGUCUGACAUUUGUUUGGAAUCGUGCCACUGCUGGUCUGCGCCAGAUGUACCGUCCUUUCCAAUACGAUUUUCUGUUGCACCUUGUAGUGGAUUCUGCAUAUCAUCUUUCCCACCUAAAAAUGUCUGAAUGCUUACACGAAUAAAUUUUAUAACACGCUUAUUUUGCAUACUCCUUGAAAUGUGCUCUUCAGAGGACAGGGCACCUGCGGUGUAUGUGUGGCCGUGCGUGUGUACUCGUGGCUGUGCGUGUGUGAUGAGACACUUUGGAAGACUCCUGGGAGAAGUCCCCCGGUCAGCGCCCUGGACAGCUUGCACACUUGCUCACUGAGAUGAUGCGGUUGGAGGUUGCUGAUCUGUGCGAUUGCUGUAGCGGUUGCUGGGGACCUUAAGGGUUAUUUUGCUUCUCUGAAAGGGGCCUGUGCCUGCUAGCCAGGCAGCCAGUGUGUCUGUUUUUCUUGGUUUGCUGUGGGGCCUUGCUUGGCGAGGGGGAAAUUCUCUGGGUUUCUGGAAUGGGAGAGUUCUUGCAGCAGUUGUUGACUGGUACAUGAAGCAUUCUUUUAUGUGUGUGGAAGCUGAUGAUUGACAUCUCCCGUGGGUGUGCCAGUUCUUGUGGAGUGAGGAUUUUUGGAAGCAAGGAAGUUAGUGGGUGAGCUUGGGGAUGUAGCUCAGCUAUCUGCUGGUCUAGUGGCCUCUAAGCUACAGGGGGGACAGAGCCCUGAGCUACAGAUGCUUGAGUGGGUUAUUGUGUCAGUUUGCUAGUGCAGUCUGGUUUUUAAGCUCUAAAAUUGAGGUAUUUUAUUAGAAGUGGAUUUGGGUUGAACUCUUUAAUUUCUAUAAGGGAUAUAUUUUGGUUAGGGGAAAUAGAACUGAGUUGCUAAUUCUUAUUGUACUCAUUACUCUGCACAAGAAUGUUAUCUGGAAUGAUAAAAUUGGGGAAGAUUUCAUUUUGUAUUUCCAGGGAAUAUUGUGUGUGGGGAACUGUUUCCUUACGUGAAGCAGGCGGCAUAAGCCAAAGGUUAGUUUUGUCUUUGUGAGAGAAUCACACAGAUGAGUCUGUGUUCCCCAGGGCGUGCCGUUACCUGAUUUUUAAGUGAGCCAGGGCAGACAGCAGCUUCUCUGAUUCACAGAGGUCUUCAGAUUUACAAAUGGACAGUGACAUCAGUUUUUAACACUGAAGCCAGUCUCAUGCUAGUAACAGUGGUUGUGCUGCUCGAGGGACUGGGUUCUGAUGAAGAAUAUUGGUAUGAACGGGGAGUCUCUGCAGUCGCCAGACUAAUCCUACUCAGCUCCUUCCCCCGUGGCAGCAACAAGUGAAUCUUUGGCAGCAUUGAGUUGAUUGGCAGCAUUUCCUGUCGGGGCAGAUGGGGUUUGAUGGAGUUAGAAAGCUCGCCACCGUACACUGUCUCCUGGGCUGUUACUUUCUGUUGACACACAAUAUCAGCUCCAGAGUUUUUAAGGGCAUCUUAGCCAAGGAAGCUGGCCUUUGUGUAGCCACUUCCAGGCCUGCAUUAACAGAGAGCCCAGGCACCAGGGCUACAACUGGAACCUGCCUCAGCAGCAGCUGGUCUGUAGCCAGACCCGCGGGCCCAGCCUUUGAGAUGGGUUUACUGUCACCAAUAGCCUCUCAGUGCCAGCCCUGAGCUGCUCCUGGCUCAACUACCCGGAGCCUGCAGCCUGGGGAGGUGCUCAGCCUCUGCCUCUGGGAGACGAGGGCUGUGGGCUGGGUGGCUGCUGCCAGCGAGGUGGACACCAGUGUUGUUUGGGAUGUCCUGGCCACCACCUGCUGGGUUCUGAUUUUCUUGGAAGUGUAUCUGCCUUCCUUAUCCAAAAAUUUUAUUCCUGAGUUGCUCCUGUGAAGUGGCUGGUUUGGUUCUGUAGGUAGCAUUUUGUACCUUUCCUUUGGCAAAACACGGUCAAUUUAUAAGCAGUUUUUUACAUUUCCUUCUUUAAAAACAGCUUCUGUAUUUCUGCUCUAAAAUAUGUCAGCAAAGGCAGAGUGACCUAAUAGGGCAUGUUCUUAAGCACAGGGACUGUAUCAUGCAGGGGCCAAUAAAGCUCAAGAAAACG
This is a messenger RNA of Cercocebus atys (sooty mangabey), 4493 nucleotides long. It is a transcript of the gene STK24, whose product is annotated as serine/threonine kinase 24. The coding region runs from base 16 to 1572 and encodes 518 amino acids. The transcript has 14 exons. Gene Ontology annotation, molecular function: ATP binding; protein kinase activity. The record is from RefSeq and is a predicted model, not a curated record. Lineage: Eukaryota; Metazoa; Chordata; Mammalia; Primates; Cercopithecidae. Gene Ontology annotation, biological process: protein phosphorylation.